UGACGUCCUUUCGAACAAGUUCAGGGCGACAGGGAACAUUUCCCUCGUCGUUCUUAAGCUCUAGUAUUGGAUCAGAAACAAACAAUCGAUUAUCUUUGAUUCUCCAUGCAAGAACACCGUGAACUAAAAAGGCAAUGGCACAAACAAAGAUUGGCAGUUAGAGAAUUUUAAAGAAUCAGGAACGGGUUUCAUUACAAAUUUCAAAUUUCUGCAUAUAAUUAAAUUCAACUCCUUCUCUGUAACUGAACAUGACCCAACUAAGCUCAGUGAUAAUAGGCAAAGAUCAUCAAUGUCAGUACUCAAAAUACGAAAAGUUUUAAGAUUUCGGAGCCCCUGAGCAACGGACAAAUCCAAGAAUUAAACUUUCUCGUUGUUGUUAUCUUUGUUCCGCCUGAUGGUAUAUUCUUAAAGUAUAAUCCUCUUAUAUUCUGUUAUUCCGCGAAUCUACUCUUGUUCUCCUCGAAAAUUCAUUCUACAUUAACUUCAUUAUCUUAAUAAAACUAUCUCUCAAUGGCCAAUCCCAAUCUUUCUUUCCCAUAUUCCAAUUUGGUUCGUUUUACACCUUCCUUUAUAGCAAAUGCACACUACUUACUAAACUUACAGUAUAAAAACUUCAAUAAUCUCAAGUUUUUCAUUGAAUUUAGAUCUUUCUUAUCCUUGAAAACCAGUUAUGGAGAAUUCUUCGCGGUCACAUGUUGUUAUAGUUUAUGAUGCCACUAAAGAUCGUGGCGUGCAUGAGCUUAGACGCACCAUUGAUGAAGUGAGACUGAGAGGUGACAUUCUUCAUGGUGGUGAUAGGCUCAUUGUUCUUGGAGUUCUUCAUAAGGUGCCUAAUCCCAUGGGUUACAUGAAAGCGUGUGCCGAUUCCUUUGGUGGGACAAGUGCUCGUAUCAUGGAAGAGGAAAUUUCAAAGAAAAUGGAUAUGUAUGUAAACAUGCUCCUGCAAAGUGCUGAAGUUUGUGAAGAUGAAGGGGUAAUUAUAGAAGUUAAGAUUACAGCAGGAACUCCCAUGAAGCAGGUUAUAAUUCAAGAAGUAGUAUCUUUUAAUGCAGCUUGGGUUAUACUGGAUCGGCAUCUGAGGAGGGAUUUGAAGUUUUAUCUUAAACAGAUACCUUGCAAGGUUGCAUUAAUUCAGGAUAACUUUUCUGUGCAACUCAAGAAAUCUCAGACUAUGAAUGAAACAGAUCCCAUGGAACAUAAAUAUUUUUAUUCCAUGUCCAAACCUGUUCCACUGUUGAAUUCUCAAUCUGAUGAAAAUGAAGGACAGACUGAAAUCACUUGCAGAAGUUACUCAUAUAUGAGUUCCAUUGACAGCUCUGAUAUGUCUAGGACUAACCCUUCGUAUGGAUCACGUGAACAUAACUUUUCGUUGGAUUUUGAGUCAUCUGCCAAGCAACAUAAAUCAGACACAUAUAACAAAGCAGAGAACAAACAAAUUGCUCAAAAUCACAAUAAAAAAGCCUCUAGAUGGCAAUCAUCGGAAGCACCCCUUCUAUGUUCUACGUGUGGGGCAAGGACUGAAUUGUACAUCAAGGAGUCAGUUCGAUUCAGCUUUUCCGAUAUUCAGCUUGCAACUAAGGAUUUUUCACAGGAGAACCUAUUAGGAGAAGGUGGAUAUGGACAUGUAUAUAAGGGUGAGCUUAAAGAUGGACAGCUAAUUGCAGCAAAGGUGAGAAAAGAAGCAAGCACACAAGGAUUUACAGAAUUUCAGUCCGAGGUAUAUGUCUUAAACUUUGCUCGACAUAAGAACAUCGUCAUGCUUUUGGGCUUUUGCUGUAAGGAGAACCUUAACAUCCUGGUUUAUGAGUAUAUUUGCAACAAGUCUCUGGAUUGGCAUUUGUUUGAUAACAAAUCAAAUACUCUUGACUGGCACCAAAGGUAUUCCAUAGCCAUUGGAACUGCAAAAGGGUUGCGUUUUCUGCAUGAAGAAUGUCGUGGUGGUCCUGUCAUUCAUCGAGAUGUGCGACCUGGCAAUAUAUUGCUCACACAUGACUGUGUCCCUAUGCUGGGGGAUUUUGGCCUUGCCAGAUGGAAGACUACUGAUGAGGUGCAAACAAGAGUGCUCGGCACACUUGGAUAUCUUGCUCCAGAAUACGCAGAAAAUGGCAUUGUUUCUGUGAGAACAGAUGUCUAUGCAUUUGGCAUUAUUCUCUUACAAUUAAUAUCAGGACAAAAAGUAGUUGAUUCAAAAAGAAAGGAAGGACAACAAUCACUUCGACAGUGGGCAGAACCACUGAUUGAGAAGCUUGCACUACAUGAACUAAUCGAUAAACGUGUUGGAGAUUCAUAUGACACAUAUGAAUUAUAUCUUAUGGCUAAAGCAGCACAAUUGUGUAUACAAAGAAGCCCUGAAAUGCGACCAUCAAUGGGAGAGAUCAUUCGCCUUCUUGAGGGAGAAAAUAGCCAUCUCCACCGUUUGCAAGAGCAAGUUUUACCUCAUUAUAGAAGCACAUGAAGAGGCUGAAGAUACACUCAUUUUAGUUUUAAAAAUGUCUCUCUCCUAUUUCUUUUUUCCUCUUUACAUUUUCUGAGCAAUAACCAUAUAUUGCUCCUUAUAUACUUCCUUAUGGCCUUGCUUUGGCCAAUGAUUUUGUGUUUAGAUGGUUUUGAGAAGAACACUCGCUCUUGAAAUGUGAGUAUGCCGAAACACGAUCACUUAGACGAAA
This is a messenger RNA of Jatropha curcas, 2666 nucleotides long. Its product is annotated as proline-rich receptor-like protein kinase PERK10. NCBI's taxonomy places the organism in Eukaryota, Viridiplantae, Streptophyta, Magnoliopsida, Malpighiales, Euphorbiaceae. Gene Ontology annotation, molecular function: ATP binding; protein tyrosine kinase activity. Gene Ontology annotation, biological process: protein phosphorylation. The record is from RefSeq and is a predicted model, not a curated record.